GUUCAACGUUACGGCAGGAGCGAAGCAACCCAACGCCCUGUGUUAUAAUCUCUUUGCAACACACCCACUGUGUGUGUGUGUGUGUGUGCAGUGUAGCGUACAGUACACUGCAGUGUAGUUCAGCUGUAUUUUAAGUCAGCGAUAACGAAAGAGACAGAUCGUUUAUAAAUGGAUUUAUUAUUAUUUUUUUAAAUCUGAAUUGGUCACGCAGAGAGAGAGAGAGAGAGAGAGAGCGAGAGAGCGGGAGAGAGAAAUAACCUCACCAGGGAGUGUGAAGCACAACUGGAAGUUGGAGACGAAUUCAAAGUGUUCCCAUUUUCAGUGUCUCCAUGAACACACACACACACCACAGUCGCCAGGAUAACCUACUGACUGACAGACAGACAGACAGACGAAUGGAUGGACACACAGAUUAUAACCCGGAAAACACAGCUCGGCCUCGUUUGCUUGGGAAAUUGGUGCCCAACAGAAGCCGGGAUACUGACCCAGGUCUGGCCUGGAGACAUGGAGUGUGGCGUUUUCACCUGACGGCUCCUAUUUUGCCUGGUCCCAGGGGCACGGGAUCGUGAAGCUGAUGCCCUGGCCCCUCGCAGAUGGCGAUGAAAUCCAGAAGAACACAAACCAGAAGAAGCAACACAUUAAAGCAGGCGGGAGAGAGAAGAGCGGGAGUCGAGACAAGACGAUUGAUUGUGGGCAGACCGUGUGGAGCUUGGCUUUCGGUGUGUCUUCAGGUGAACGGGCACCGUGGGAUGGGCAGCAGCGGCAGGAGCGGAGCAGUCACUUCCCCGACCAGACCCUCCUCCUCGCCACAGGCCUGGCCAACGGAGAGAUCAAACUGUGGGAUGUGCCAACAGCCCGGUUUCUCUUCCAUUUGAAAGGACAUCGAGCGGUUGUGAGGAGCUUGGCCUUUUCCCCCAGCGGAAGUUUGAUCCUCGUGUCUGGGUCACGAGACAAGACGCUGCACGUGUGGGAUCUCAAGCAAGAUGGUAAACUCCUGCGUGUAUUGACUGGCCACAGUCACUGGGUGUACUGUUGCUCUCUCUCUCCUGACGCCAAUGUGCUUUGUUCUGUGGGCGGAGGAAGGACUGUCCUGCUUUGGAACAUGCUUUCGUAUGAGCUGAUCAGGCGACUGGACGGACACGAGGGUGACGUGGUUUCGUGCGAUUUCUCGCCCGACGGAGCGAUGCUAGUCACCGCCUCGUAUGACACACAAGCGAUCGUGUGGGACCCACACUCUGGGGAGCAACUGAUGAAACUGAGUCACUCCAGCCCAGAUGUUGCUCAGGACUUGAUCGCUGGUGGUUUCGACACUGGGUUUAUGCGAGCUGCCUGCUUCUCCGCUGAAGGUUUAUACGUUACUUCAGUGGCCGAUGAUGGGCUCCUGCGGAUCUGGUGCUUGACGUUACAAAGACCGGUGUCUAUCGCCCCUCUUGUUAAUGGGCUGUGCUGUACGUUUCAUCCACGUGGUGCUGUGUUGGCCGCUGGCACGCGGGAUGGUCAUGUCCAUUUCUGGUCUGUGCCACGGCACCUCCCGACUCUCCAGCAUCGCUGUCGGGUGGCUCUGCGCAGUGUGAUGUCCACCCAGCAAGUUACGUACUUGUCGAUUCCAAACAAGAUGAAGCAGUUCUUGGCUUACAAGAUAUUUUAAGGCUUUCUUUUUUAAAAAAAAAUGUGUGUGUCUAUAUAUAUAUAUAUUUAUAUAUACUUCGAAAACUGAUCAGGAUAACGGGUUGGGAUCGAAGAGCCUUCAGAAUAUUGGGAGAUGAACGAAUGCUCGACGAUGACAUGCAUGGGAAUCGUUUGGGCCACAGUUGGAAUAGGACUUGGAACAGUUUACCUCGACCGAAAACGAUGAGUCUUGCUACACUGGAACGUGGAUCAAAGGAGCCCUGGUUAUCUUGAAAGUGUUCAGGAAGUUCCGCAUUAUUUUGUAGAGUCUGUUAUUUUGCACCUUCUUUUGGCUCUGGAAACACCACUUGCGAUUUACCAGAGCUUUUAACUCAGUGGUGUGAGUGCCAUGACUAUGGCUCUCAUUUGCCCCCUUCCUUUUUAAGACAAAAAAAAAGAUUUUUUUUUGCCCCGUUGUCCAUUUCUAUUGUAUAAUUUUAAAAGGAUUUCCUUUCCUCUUUCCCCUGCCCCCGUGCCCUCCAAAUAACUCUCGGCAGCUUGUGAAAACUUUGGGAGUUAACCAAACUCAACCAAAAAAGGUGAGAUUUCUGUUUCAAAACCAAAAAGUUUGAACUGUUCUGGAUGUAAAGAGGGGAUAAGUAAUUAUGUUAGCUUCAGCUCUCAAGGUUGGAGUUUCUAACCCCUUAAGACCCUUUCCCUUUUUUUUGCUGGUCAUCAAUAUUUAGAUGGUUUACAUUUUUAAAGCACUUGAUCAUAUUUCUCUGUGAAAGAUUAUUCUCAACUCUUUGAUUUUCUUCCCGACACACACCCCUGCCUGAUAUUUUACCGUAUCCCUCUCGUCGCACGACCUGUAUCUAAUUAUUUUUUAUUCUUGAUGGUUUUUUCCCCCUCGCCUUAGUGAGAACAGACACAAACUGAUGAGAUGGACUGUGAUUGUUGAUCAACGGAGAAUAGACUUGAGAGAGAGAGAAGGUAAAUUAAAAGUGAGACAGAAACUAAUAAAACAACCGAACACAAGUUGUGAAAGUGAGGGGCUACCAGUGAAAGAAGCAGAUAAUUUGGUUAAGAAAUGUAAUGCUUUUUUAAGGGAGAUUAAUGGGGGGAAAAAAAUGUUCUUGCUACAAUAUAAAACAUUUUUUACUUAAGGUUAAGACUAGGUUUAAGUAUUCUUGAAUAUUAUUUAUAGCAUUUAAGACUAGAUACAGCAUUGAUUGAAAUAUGGACCAUUUUUGCACUGUCUGUGCAGUAGUCCUGCUCUGCAGGGCGUCUGCAUUACUGUUCACUGGCUUCAUUGCCAAUUGAGGUGAGCAAGCUGCAAUUUUCUUUUAAGAAACACACAAACGUUACUUAAAAUCUGAAGGUGAAACACAGGAACAAACGUUCUGUCCGUCAAAUACCCGCGAAUGGGAAAAUUCAUCUCGUGACACAUUUGCACUGUCUAUCUAGAAGAGGUCGAAAUUAUUGGGGGGUUUUUAAUACACAUCCACACAAGCACAGACACUUCCAUUUUAAUAUAUAAAGCGUACAGUAAAGGUGUCACAGAUCAACUGCUUUUGAAAGGACACGGUCUUAAAUUGGGAUGUGCUUAGCAGUCUGUUACAGUACUUUUUUUCCCCCAAAGAAACACUAUCUGUGGAAUAUUGAACAGGUAACUUUUAUCCCCCUUGCAGCGUUACUGACAUGCUCACUAUUUGUCGCUGUGCCUGACUGGGGGUGGGCUGUCGAGUUAUCCCAAGCUCUCUCCUGAACAAACAAUUCCUCAGAAAGAAGGUGAAAUGCCACUCUUUAAUCGUUUAAUUUAAAUAAAUGUUGCAUUUCACAAACCCCCCCCUAAAUUAAAACGGUCAAGUUAUUUAGCAGUUUGCACAUGUCGAAUUGGUUGCGAUUUAUAAUGAAGAAUUCGGUGUUUCAAUGUACUUAAAUAAAUAGCACCUUUUUUUUUUCCAUCCUGGCGCUCAUUCAUCACUGUCUCAGAGUUUCAAACCUGUUGCCUGAUCUGCGGGGGGUCCUGUCCUGUGUGAUAUCAAAUCUGAAACGCAGCAGUUGGACCAUCCAGUAGAUGGCACUUGUUUAAUAUUUAGGACUACCGAGUAUUUUAUAGGAUUGUUUAUUUGACUGACCUUACAUCAGAGCUGGAGGAUGUUGGGGAGUGUUUCUCUUACAGACAGGUGUCAACUAGGAAGAUACAAAAUAUACCUCUUUGCCUGCACUUUU
Molecule: messenger RNA, 3843 nt
Organism: Callorhinchus milii (elephant shark)
Lineage: Eukaryota; Metazoa; Chordata; Chondrichthyes; Chimaeriformes; Callorhinchidae
Gene: wsb2
Product: WD repeat and SOCS box containing 2
Biological process (GO): intracellular signal transduction
Molecular function (GO): protein binding
Source: RefSeq, a predicted model, not a curated record